AUGGGUCUCCUGACGCAGUUCACUCUGCUCCUGUGGAAGAACUUCACUCUCCGGAAGAGACAGAAGGUGCGGCUGGCCGUAGAAUUGAUAUGGCCUCUGUUUCUCUUCAUCAUACUGGUGUGGGUUCGCUCCACCAAUCACCCAAUUUACAAAGGCCAAUGCCACUACCCAAAUAAAGCCAUGCCAUCAGCUGGCAUGCUGCCCUGGCUUCAAGGUAUGAUCUGCAACAUCAACAAUCCCUGUUUGAACUAUCCAACGCCGGGGGAGACACCAGGCCAAGUCAACAACUUCAACAACUCCAUAAUAGCUGGGGUGUUGAUAGAGCUGCAAAGCCUCGUGGUGAACAGGUCUAUUCUCAGUAAGGCACAGCUGCUUGCAGAUGACAUCGACCAGUUGAACUCAGUCCUGACACAGGCUAACCCUGGGAAUGGUCAACCAGUGAUUCUAAAGAGUAUUCUAAGAGACGGUGAAACUUUCUCCACUCAUCUGAAAGAGAAUUUGUCGGUGCCACCAACAGUGAUCCAAAGCCUCAUGAAUGCUGAGAUUAAACUCAAUUCAAUGAUGGGCAUCCCAAGGCCUGGCAACCUGAGGAGCAUCCUGUGUGAGGGGACAGAUCUGGAUCAGUAUGUCCAAUUUAGCAGCCAAGCUGAAAAGCAGGCUUUUCAAAAUGUCAGCUGCUCCCUCACUCCACAGCAGCUGAUUAACACCCAGCAAGUACUCCUGCGGAACCUGGAUGCGAGGAAAGUUCUUGCCGAGCUACCUCAAGCUUUGGAUCUGAAUUCAGCAGACACAGCGACGUUGAUGGGGAAAAUCACUCAAGAUGCGUUACCAGUGAUUGAGGAGAUGGCCAGGUUGCAGAAUUCUGUGAUCUUUGAGGCUGCGAGUGCAUUGGAUUUCCAAAGGGACAUGAUUGGCAGUGUUAAUAUGCUCUUGUGUGGAAUUCCCUCUGACUUCAACUCCACCAAUAUGCACAUCAGUUCACAGUCACGAAGACAGAUGGUUAACAGCGAGCCAAUCUCCAUCAUGAACAGCAGUUCCGAUGCUUUUUGUCAGACCCUUGUCGACACCCUGGAGAGCACACCUGGUCUGCGCUACAUUUGGAGCACCUUCAAGCCGAUAUUGCAAGGGAAAGUCCUCUACACACCUGACACACCUGCUGCUCGCCUCAUGGUGAAAGAGGCUAAUAGCACAUUCAACACCUUGGCUAUGCUCAAAGAUCUCGCUGAUUCAUGGGAAGAACUCGGCCCGCGUGUCUGGGAUUUCUUUCAGAAUAGCACUCAAGUCAAUGCAAUCCGGGCUCUGCUGGCGAAUCCGGUGUUUGCUGCUUUCCUCAACCAGCGUCUAAACGGCACAGCGUGGACGGCUGAGCUGCUGGCCAACUUCCUGUACAACGGGCCGCCAGAGGAUCGUCCACCCGACAUGCCGCCGUACGACUGGCGGAAUGUUUACAACAUGACGACCCAAAGCCUGAAGCUUCUCUCCAACUUCCUCGGUUGUUUAGACCUGAAUAAGUUCGAGGCGACCCCGACUGAAGGCCACCUAGUGAGCAAAGCACUGCAGCUUCUGGAGAAUGAAACAUACUGGGCUGGCAUUGUCUUUGAAAACCUGCAGCCAAACUCCAGCGAACCGCCUCCUUAUGUCAAAUACAAAAUCCGCAUGGACAUCGAUGAGGUGGAGCGCACCAGGAAAGUGAAAGACAGGUUAUGGUCUCCCGGGCCCCUGGACAACCCCUUUAACGACCUCAAGUAUAUAUGGGGAGGCUUCGCCUACCUGCAGGAUAUGAUGGACCACGGCAUUAUACGAGUGCACACGUCAAAGACCCAACCCCUCGGUGUUUUUGUCCAGCAAAUGCCAUACCCUUGCUUCGUGGAUGACAGCUUCCUCCGGACUCUGGCACGCUCCCUACCCUUAUACAUGACUUUAUCCUGGGUCUACUCUGUGGCCAUGAUCGUUAAGGGUAUCGUUGCAGAGAAGGAGGCGAGGCUUAAGGAGACAGUGAGGAUCAUGGGAAUGAGAAAUACCGUCUAUUGGCUGAGCUGGGCAGUGUCCAAUAUGCUGCUGCUGGGCGUCAGCACUCUCCUCCUUGCCCUUAUUCUAAAGUAUGGCAAAGUGUUGCAGUACAGCGACCCUUCAGUUAUCUUUGUCUUCCUGCUGGUGUUCUGCCUGGCCACCAUCACUCAGUGCUUCUUCAUUAGCGUCUUCUUCUCUAAGGCCAACUUAGCAGCGGCGUGUGGUGGCCUCAUCUACUUUGUCCUCUACCUGCCGCACGUCCUUUGCUAUGCCUGGAGCGACGUCAUGGGUUUCGGGGCCAAGGUCGCCGUGAGUUUAUUGUCAUGUGUUGCCUUUGGCUAUGGCUGUGAGACCUUUUCCAAGUACGAGCAGCAAGGCAUCGGUAUUCAGUGGUACAACAUCAACACCAGUCCAGAAGAGGGAGAACGCUACACCUUCAUCGUGUCCAUCAUCAUGAUGCUCGCUGAUGCUGCUCUGUACUGGGUGCUCACCUGGUACAUCGAAAAUGUCUUUCCAGGCCAGUAUGGAAUCCCUAAGCCAUGGUACUUCCCUUUCACCAAAUCUUAUUGGUGUGGGACAGCCUCAGUGACUGACGCUGACCCCGACUUACUGAAGAACUCCACGGUGCAAAACGAGUAUCUGGAGAAACCGCCACCCAAUGUGAAGGCAGGGGUCUCAAUCCGCAAUCUUGUUAAAAUCUACAAGACUGGAAAGAAGCUCGCUGUGGACAGACUGAGCAUGGACUUCUACGAGAAUCAGAUCACAUCUUUUCUUGGCCACAAUGGAGCCGGAAAAACAACCACGAUGUCAAUUCUGACAGGACUCUUCCCGCCGACAUCAGGAACAGCUCUCAUCAAUGGAUAUGACAUCCGCACUGACAUGGACAGCGUCCGGAAGUACUUGGGGAUGUGCCCGCAGCACAAUGUUUUAUUCAAUGAGCUGACGGUGGAGGAGCAUAUCUACUUCUAUGCCAGGCUCAAAGGGCUCAGCCGCGAUGAGGUGGAAAGUGAGAUGGACCAGAUGAUUAAGGAUGUUGGUUUACCACAUAAGCGGAAGGAUCUUGCUAAGAACCUGUCAGGUGGGAUGCAGAGGAAGCUGUCUGUGGCCAUAGCAUUUGUCGGUGGCUCAAAGAUCGUCAUCUUAGAUGAACCUACAGCGGGAGUGGACCCCUAUGCCCGCAGGGGUAUCUGGGAACUGCUGUUGAAGUACAAGCAAGGUCGCACCAUCAUUUUGUCGACACACCACAUGGAUGAGGCAGACAUCUUAGGCGAUCGCGUUGCCAUCAUCUCCCAUGGCAAGAUGCGCUGCUGUGGCUCCUCGCUCUUCCUAAAGAAAUAUUUUGGCAGCGGAUACUAUCUCACUCUGGUCCGAGACGGGGCUGAACAGAUGACAGCUCAGCGAAACGGGAUCAUAAACACUCGGGCCAAAGAGGAGAAAGACUGUCCUUCAAGAAACAGCAGCCUGGAUGAUGGCAUCGGCAGCGAGAGCUGGAGCAACUCAGGUCCCUCAGAUUUGACAGCUGUGGGUGAACUUGUGCGGCGCCACGUCCCUGAGGCUGUCUUCUUGGAGUGCAUUGGUCAGGAGAUCACCUACGUACUGCCUUAUAGUGGAGCCAGAGAUGGGACCUUUGCUCUGCUCUUCCAAGAGCUCGACCUGGCCAUGGCUGACCUCGGCCUGACCAGCUACGGCAUCUCUGACACCACGCUGGAGGAGAUAUUUCUAAAAGUGGCAGAAGAUACUGGAGUGGAUGCAGAAAUACCAACAACAAAGGAGCUGAGAGACUCCAGAAGAAGCUCCCGCGCAUCCAAGCGGAACAGCAUCGCCGGCGUCCACAUUAAGACAGAACAAGGCUCUGGAAGGACUGAAUUGAAGGAAAAGUUCACAAGUAAAGUUGGAGACUUAAAGACGAACGCCAGCGUCAGUGGGAAGGGAUCCACGGUCAUCACCGGAUCGGAGCUGAUCAGGAGGCAGUUCCUGGCGCUCUUUAUCAAGCGCUUCCACUACGCCCGAAGGAGCCGCAAGGGACUCAUUGCCCAGGUGGUCUUGCCGGCUGUUUUUGUGUGCCUGUCUCUGAUCUUCUCGCUCAUUGUCCCACCGUUCACUGAAUAUCCGAGCCUGGAGCUGCAACCCUGGAUGUACGGUCUGCCUCAGACCACCUUUUUCAGCAAUGACCGGCCAGACAGUGUGGAGGUGUCUAAGGUGGUGGAAACCUUGGUGAACACGCCUGGCUUUGGGACUCGCUGCAUGGAUGGAGACCCAAUACCGAAUUUGCCAUGUUCCUCAAGCCGCUCUGAUUGGUUCACUCCAUCCGUGGAUCAAUCCAUCACUGACAUCUUCCUCGAUGGUAAUUGGAGCAUGUCGAACCCCUCCCCCUCCUGCCAGUGCAGCACGCCUGAACGGACGACCAUGUUGCCUGACUGUCCGCCCGGCGCAGGAGGGCUCCCUCCACCUCAGAGGAUCCAGAACACAACAGACACAUUGUUGGAUUUAACUGGACGGAACAUGACAGACUUCUUGGUGAAGACCUUUGAGCACUCGGGCAAAACAAGGUAUGGAGGGAUCUCUGUCGGAGCGGUCAACUCCCAAGUCCGUCUGACCGAGGCAACGAUCGAAGCCGCAUUCAAGGAUCUCAAAGACCUAUUCAGUUCAUUCCAGGUUAAUGUGACUGAUCAGAUCUUCCCGAAGGCUGAGACGUUUGUGAAGGAGCUUGGAACCAGAGACAACGUAAAGGUGUGGUUCUACAACCAGGCAUGGCACGGCAUGGUGUCCUUCCUCAGUGUGGCCAACAACGCCAUCCUGAGGGGAAGUCUGCCAGCAGGACAGGACCCCCGCCAGUAUGGCAUCUCUGUGUCCAAUCACCCCCUCAACCUCACCAAGGAGCAGCUCUCCCAUGCUGCCAUGGCCACAACCUCCACUGACGUGGUGGUGUCCAUCUGCGUCAUCUUUGCCAUGUCCUUCAUCCCUGCCAGCUUUGUCCUCUUUCUCAUCCAAGAGAGGGUGAACAAAUCCAAGCAUCUGCAAUUUGUCAGUGGAGUAAACCCAGCUGUCUACUGGUUGGCCAAUUUUGCCUGGGACAUAUGUAACUACAUCAUCCCGUGCUUGAUCGUGAUCGCGAUCUUCCUCUGCUUCCAACAACAAGCCUAUGUUUCGCCUGCGAACCUGCCGGCUCUGAUUCUGCUGCUUGUUUUGUACGGGUGGUCCAUCACCCCCAUGAUGUACCCCGCCUCCUUCAUCUUCAGCGUGCCCAGCACAGCCUACGUGGUGCUGACCUGCAUCAACCUCUUCAUCGGCAUUAACGGCAGCGUGGCCACCUUUGUUAUGGAGCUCUUUGAUGAUGAUAAUGUCACCUACAUCAACGACAUAAUGAAGCAGGUGCUGCUGAUAUUCCCGCAUUUCUGUCUGGGCAGAGGGCUAAUUGACAUGGCCAAGAACCAGGCAAUGGCGAUGUUCUUCAUCAGUUUUGGGGAAAACCGUUUCAAGGACCCACUCAGCUGGGAUAUGGUGGGAAAGAACCUUUGUGCCAUGUUCAUCGAGGGACUUGUCAUGUUUGCCGUCACAAUCCUCAUCCAGUACAACUUCUUCUGCAAACCAAGGCUUAUUUCGGGGAAGUCAUUAUCUGCAGAAGAGGAGGAUAUCGAUGUUGCUCGGGAGCGUGAGCGGGUGUAUGGAGGCAGGGCCCAGAACGACCUUCUGAGGAUCUGUGACCUCACUAAGGUAUACCCUCGGAAGAGCACUCCUGCUGUGGACAGGCUAUGUGUGGGCGUACCUGCCGCAGAGUGUUUCGGGUUGCUGGGAAUCAACGGGGCUGGGAAAACCACCACGUUCAAGAUGCUGACAGGAGACAUCCCAGUCUCCAGUGGAGAGGCCUUCCUAAAUGGAUACAGCAUACGAACGGAAAUGAGGAAUGUGCACCAGAACUUGGGCUAUUGUCCCCAGUUUGAUGCUAUUGACGACCUCCUGACUGGACAAGAGCAUCUUGAGUUUUACGCCAGGUUACGAGGGGUACCAGAAAAAGAGGUCACCAUGGUGGCUGAGUGGGGGAUCCAGAAGCUGGGGCUGGUCAAAUAUUCCAACAAGUCUGCAGGAACCUACAGCGGUGGGAACAAACGUAAACUCUCCACAGCGAUGGCCCUGAUUGGUUGUCCUCCUGUGAUUUUCCUGGAUGAGCCAACCACUGGGAUGGACCCCAAAGCCCGGCGCUUCCUGUGGGACUGCAUCCUGAGCAUCAUCAAAGAGGGACGCUCAGUCAUUCUCACAUCACACAGUAUGGAGGAGUGUGAAGCGCUGUGCACACGGAUGGCCAUCAUGGUAAACGGUCGCUUCAAGUGUUUAGGGAGCAUCCAGCAUCUGAAGAGCAGAUUCGGCGAUGGCUACACAGUGAUUUUGAGGGUCGGCGGCUCUCCUCCUGUGCUGAAGCCAGUUGAGGACUUUGUCGAGCAGACCUUCCCGGGCAGUGUCCUGAAGGAGAAGCAUCACAACACACUGCAGUACCAGUUUCCACACACACCGGGAGCUUUGGCCAACAUCUUCAGCCAGUUCAGCAGCCAUCAGCACAGGCUGGACGUGGAAGACUACUCUGUGUCCCAGACCACUCUGGAUCAGGUCUUUGUGAAUUUUGCAAAGGACCAACACACGGAGAAGGACUCUCAGGCCUAUGACAACCCAGUGGACACCUCAGAUGAGCUGCCAUUGCAGUCUUUGACGACCUCCCAAGAGACAGAGACGGUGUAA
Messenger RNA from Chelmon rostratus (copperband butterflyfish), 6741 nucleotides. Its product is annotated as phospholipid-transporting ATPase ABCA1-like. Lineage: Eukaryota; Metazoa; Chordata; Actinopteri; Chaetodontiformes; Chaetodontidae. Gene Ontology annotation, molecular function: ABC-type transporter activity; ATP binding; ATP hydrolysis activity. Gene Ontology annotation, cellular component: intracellular membrane-bounded organelle; membrane. The record is from RefSeq and is a predicted model, not a curated record. The coding region runs from base 1 to 6741 and encodes 2246 amino acids. The transcript is spliced from 49 exons. Gene Ontology annotation, biological process: lipid transport; transmembrane transport.